Messenger RNA from Chlamydomonas reinhardtii, 4055 nucleotides. RefSeq lists its product as uncharacterized. Gene Ontology annotation, molecular function: kinase activity; pyruvate, phosphate dikinase activity; ATP binding. NCBI's taxonomy places the organism in Eukaryota, Viridiplantae, Chlorophyta, Chlorophyceae, Chlamydomonadales, Chlamydomonadaceae. The transcript has 17 exons. Gene Ontology annotation, biological process: pyruvate metabolic process; phosphorylation. The record is from RefSeq and is a predicted model, not a curated record. Bases 452 to 3133 code for a protein of 893 amino acids.
CCGAUAGCGAAACGACCGUAUCUAGAUAGUUUAUACCUCAAGCCUUCCAUAAAUCAGCUCAGAACGUCAUACAAGGCUAGUCGGCUGAAGUUAGUCGAUGGGCCGUGGUCGCCUUUUCGGUAAAGCGUGCGAGCCGACCUGGCGCCACGCCUCUUGUGUCUUGAUGACACUUAUCCAAGACGUAAAACGAUUCUAUUUGGAUUGCGGUCGUGGCUCUUGCGAGGCGGUUUGGUACCGGCACAGGACCGAAUGGGCAGCGAUGUUCGCUGUUCCGACACUCGCUUCUGCACGCCUCGCUGUUUUAACAAAAGACAUUCUGUACAAAAGCGCUCACGCAACCGUUAUCUACAACAGUCAACACCGAUACCGAACAAGGCCGCUCUAUCUGCUUGCGUGACCCCUCCCGCCACUGACGACCGCGUUGGUAAGCCACGACACCUGCGACCGAGGCAUGGCUCCCAUUCGCCGGAUUUACGGGUUCGCCCGUGGAAGCAGUGAUGGCAACAAAUCGAUGAAGGAGCUGCUCGGCGGCAAGGGUGCUUACCUUUGCGAAAUGGCGCGCUGUGGCCUGAACGUUCCUCCCGGCUUCACCAUCACCACCGAGGUCUGCGAGGAGUUCUACGCCAACGGCGGCAUGCUGCCCGAGGCCCUCAAGACCGAGGUCAAGGCCGCCGUGGCCGUUGUGGAGGCCGAUAUGGGGCUCAAGUUCGGAGACGUCAACACGCCGCUGCUGGUGUCCGUACGCUCCGGCGCCGCGGUGUCCAUGCCGGGCAUGAUGGACACGGUGCUGAACCUGGGCCUCAACGACGCCAUCGUCGAGGGCUUCGCCGCCAAGUACGGCGCCCGCUUCGCCAUGGACUGCUACCGCCGCCUGAUGCAGAUGUUUGGUGACGUGGUGCUGGAGAUCCCGCACGAGGCCUUUGAGGCCAAGCUGGCGGCGCUCAAGGGCCGCAAGGGCGUCCAGUAUGAUGUGCAGCUGGACGCCGACGACCUGCGGGAGCUCAUCGCGGCCUACAAGCAGGUGUACGCCGAGCACAAGCAGGAGCUGCCGCAGGAUCCCUGGCAGCAGCUCUACCUCGGCAUCAACGCCGUGUUCAAGUCUUGGAACAUUCCCCGCGCCAUCAAGUAUCGCGAGAUCAACAAGAUCACCGGGCUCAAGGGCACCGCCGUGAACGUGCAGACCAUGGUGUACGGCAACAUGGGGGAGAGCAGCGGCACGGGCGUGUGCUUCACACGCAACCCCGCCAACGGCGCCAGCGAGCUGUUCGGCGAGUUCCUCAUCAACGCCCAGGGCGAGGACGUGGUUGCUGGCAUCCGCACGCCCAUGCCCAUCAAGCUGAUGGCGGACGUGAUGCCGCCGAUCUACGCCGAGCUGGUCGCCAACACGACCAUGCUGGAGAAGCACAUGAAGGACAUGCAGGAUGUGGAGUUCACGGUGCAGGAGGGCCGCCUGUUCAUGCUGCAGUGCCGCAGCGGCAAGCGCACCGGCACCGCCGCGCUGCGCAUCGCGCUGGAGCUGCAGGCGGAGGGCAUCAUCGACCGCGACGAGGCGGUGCUGAUGGUGGAGCCGCGCCACCUGGACCAGCUGCUGCACCCGCAGUUUGAGAGCGACAAGGGCUACGCCAAGGACGUCAUCACGCGCGGCCUGGCCGCCUCGCCUGGCGCCGCCGUGGGCCGCCUGGUGUUCUCCGCCGCCGAGGCCGAGGAGUGGAAGGCGCGCGGCGAGCGUGUCAUCCUGUGCCGCCACGAGACCUCUCCCGAGGACGUGGGCGGCAUGCACGCGGCCGAGGGCAUCGUGACCUGCCGCGGCGGCAUGACCAGCCAUGCCGCUGUGGUGGCUCGCGGCUGGGGCAAGCCCUGCGUGUGCGGCUGCGAGCAUCUCCACAUCGACCUCAAGACCAAGACGCUGACGUUUGAGCUGCACGGCGCGGAGGUGCGCCUGCGCGAGGGCGACUGGGUGUCGCUCAACGGCACCAGCGGCGAGGUCAUCAAUGGCGCGCAGCCGCUCAAGGCGCCCGAGGUCACGGGGGGCGACCUGGGCAAGCUCAUGGCCUGGGUGGACAAGGCCCGCCGCCUGCGUGUGCUGGCCAACGUGGACACUCCCGAGGACGCCGCCAUCGCUCGCGCCAACGGCGCGCAGGGCAUUGGGCUGUGCCGCACGGAGCACAUGUUCUUCUCCACGCACGAGCGCAUCGCCGCGAUGCGCCGCAUGAUUGCGGAGGAGGAGCUGGCGAGCAGCCACAAACUGGAGGCGCUGGAGGCGCUCAAGGCCUUCCAGCGUGAAGACUUUGAGGGCAUUUUCAAGGCCAUGGACGGCCUGCCGGUGACCAUCCGGCUGCUGGACCCGCCGCUGCACGAGUUCCUGCCGCAGGAGGGGCCGGCCAUGGCGGCGCUGUGCCGCCAACUGGCGGGCGAGCUGGGCGCCAGCGUGGAGCGGGUGGAGGCGCGGCUCAACGGCCUGCGCGAGGUGAACCCCAUGAUGGGCCUGCGCGGCUGCCGGCUGGGCAUCGUGCACCCGGAGAUCACGGACAUGCAGGCGACGGCCAUCCUGGAGGCCGCCACCCGUGUGGCGGCGGCGGGCGGACACGUGCACCCGCACAUCAUGGUGCCGCUGGUCGCCACCACGGACGAGAUGGACCACCAGCUCCACGUCAUCCACGCCGCGGCCAAGCGCGUGGCAGCGGCCACUGGCGAGAAGGUGCCGUACAAGGUGGGCACCAUGAUUGAGGUGCCCCGCGCGGCGCUGCAGGCGGGGCCGCUGGCAGAGCGCGCCGACUUCUUCUCCUUCGGCACCAACGACCUGACCCAGAUGACGUACGGCAUCAGCCGUGACGACGCGCAGGCCAAGUUCCUGACCACCUACACGCACAACGGCAUCCUGCAGUCCGACCCCUUCGACACCCUCGAUGUGGUCGGCGUGGGCGAGAUGGUCCGGAUCGCGGUGGAGCGCGGCCGCGCCGCCAAGCCCGACCUGGAGCUGGGCAUCUGCGGCGAGCACGGCGGCGACCCCAACUCCAUCGCCUUCUUCAACAAGGUGGGUCUGGACUACGUGUCCUGCUCGCCGUUGCGUGUGCCCAUCGCGCGUCUGGCGGCGGCACAGGCUGCCAUCAAGGCGGCCGCUAAGGCCAAGUAAUAAGGAGGGCAGCCGCGAGAAGUAAGAAAGCUGAAGGCCGUGGCGGCGGCUGGGGCUGAGCAUGAAGCCAGCAGCUGAUUUGAGGCAGCGUGGGGAAAAGCGUGUGAUUGUGGGCAAACCAGUGUUGAUGGGUUUGAGUUUUGGUGUGUUGUGCGUGAGUUUGUGGACGAGCAGGAUUGCGAGGUCUUGCGCCCCAGUGCUGCAGCUCGCCUCAGCCCUCAGGGUUGGGUAUUCCAGCCCGCUGCGUGAGUGUAGCAGAAAGAGACGGAGUUGACUUGAUGAAUAUGGCAUGUGGGGAGCACGCAUCAGCGUUGGCACGUUGAGAAAGCAAAAAGUACCGGUAUUGGUUGUCGUCUACCGUAGUUGGUGCAGGAAUGAGUUUGCUUUCCUGGCGCAGGUGCCUUCGUGCUCCGGUCCCCCUGCACUGCUGGCGGGCUCCGCAUUACAGGCCCGGUCUUUGUAUAUGGCAAGGCAGCCCAUGACCGUGUGUGUGUGUGAGCAGCGUUUCUGGAUACUUGGGGCGGGAUGCCGGAAAGCAUGCCACGCAGACAAAAGAACGGUUGGUGUGCGUGGAGGCUGCGUGACGGCACGUUGAUCAAUUGUCCUGAUGUCAUCUGAUGGCUCGCCGCGCCGGCGCAGAACUGCCGCUGUGUUGCGUGCGUGCGUUGAUGCGGCGAACGCCCGUGGCAUGCCGCACAACAUAUUCUUGUGUUCGAUCUGCUGACGAGAGUGCAAGACGCGUCGUGAAGGCAUUAUUCGUGGAGGUAGGGAAGAGGCUCGUAAUUGAGAUAGCGGCGCGUGCGCUCUUCCACAUCCCUUUCAUGCACCUGGAAAGGCCCAUCCAUCCCCCGAAAGCCAGGCACAAACACAUGCGGGACACGGACCGAUUUUGUUUUACAUUCCUAAAAAGUAAGCUUUGGAG